Mollisia scopiformis is the source of this 1734-nucleotide messenger RNA. RefSeq names its product laccase from botrytis Aclada At 1.67 A resolution. Gene Ontology annotation, molecular function: copper ion binding; oxidoreductase activity. The transcript is spliced from 5 exons. The record is from RefSeq and is a predicted model, not a curated record. Lineage: Eukaryota; Fungi; Ascomycota; Leotiomycetes; Helotiales; Mollisiaceae. Bases 1 to 1734 code for a protein of 577 amino acids.
AUGAAGUUCACAUUCUCUACUGUGCUUGCAGCAUCUUUAUGUCGCUCUUUAGCAUCGACGAUUCCAUUCACCGCUUCGACUUCGAACGGUCUUGCGACUCGCCAAACUACUUGUGAUAAUACAGCAACCUCUCGAAGCUGCUGGGGAGACUACUCCAUCGACACGGAUUGGUAUACCGUCACUCCAGACACUGGAGUCACUAGAGAGUUCUGGUUGUCAGCCGAGAACGUCACCGCCGCACCAGAUGGUUAUCAGCGUUACGUCUUGACAUUCAACGGGACCGUACCAGGACCAGCAAUCAUUGCAGACUGGGGUGACAAUCUGAUUAUCCACGUUACUAACAACCUUGAAGUCAAUGGAACAUCUAUACAUUGGCACGGAAUUCGUCAAUUGAACAACACUGAGUACGAUGGUGUACCAGGUGUAACUCAAUGUCCUAUCGCUCCUGGGCAAACCUUCACGUACAAAUUUCAAGCGACCCAAUAUGGCUCUACCUGGUAUCAUUCUCAUCUCACCCAGCAAUAUGGGGAUGGACUCCUAGGACCCCUCAUCAUCAACGGUCCAGCGACUGCAGAUUACGACGAGGAUCUCGGAAUGCUCUUCCUUUCUGACUGGAGUCAUACUCCUGCCUCUGAACUGUGGGAUAGCGCUCGACAAGGAGCUCCCCCAGUCCUUGAAGGCGGUCUCAUCAAUGGAACUAAUGUUUUCGAUUGUACCGGAUCAACUGAUCCUCUGUGCGUUGGUGGAAGCAAGAAAUUCGAAACCGUCUUCGAAACGGGAAAGAAGUACAGAAUUAGGAUCAUUAACUCUGCCAUCGAGGGACAUUUUCAGUAUUCCAUUGACGGCCACAACUUGACUGUUAUCGGCAUGGACCUGGUCCCACUCGUCCCGUAUACGACGGAUUCCGUAGUCAUAAGUAUGGGUCAACGCUAUGAUCUCAUCGUCGAGGCGAACGCAGCGACAAACGACUACUGGAUGCGGGCUGGAUGGAUUUCAGCAUGCUUGAACAACGAUAACCCUGACAACAUGACUGGUAUUGUCAGAUAUGAUUCUACCAGCACUGCUGAUCCCACUACCACCAGUGAUGUAACAAUUGGAUCUAACUGUGGUGAUGAGCCGCUGGCUAGCCUUGUGCCAUACCUUGCCAUGAAUGCCGGAAACUACACCGAGCUCGUUGAAGAGGAUCUCUCCUUUACGUUCGGAAGUUACUUCACUUGGACAAUCAACAGCUCUUCGCUUUACAUGAACUGGAGUGACCCGACUAUUAUCAGGAUUUUCAACAAUGACACAAUCUGGCCGACUGAUUACAACGUCGUUCCUCUCACUGCCGCUACGGACGAUGAGUGGGAGCUGUUUGUUAUCCAAGACCUAAGCGGCAUUGGAUUGUACCACCCAAUUCAUAUGCAUGGCCAUGACUUUUGGGUGGUAUCGCAGGGGGUAGGCACAUUCGACAUUAGCGACAUUAACCUUGUCAACCCCCCUCGCCGAGAUGUUGCAUCUCUCCCAGCUAAUGGAUACCUUGCCAUUGCCUUCAAGAAAGACAACCCAGGAGCUUGGCUGUUGCAUUGCCAUAUUGCUUGGCACGCGUCCCAGGGUUUGGCCAUGGAAUUUGUGGAGAGGGAAUCAGAGAUCGCUGUCAGUAUGACCAACACGGCCAUAUCUCAAGACAAUUGUGCCGCUUGGGUUUCAUAUGAUGCCACCGCUACAUGGCCCCAAGAUGAUUCUGGAAUCUAA